ACGUUCGGAUGCCGGAAAAACCGGAAGAACUGCAGCAACCGACGAUGGAAUAUGCCGUUAGUAAUCAUCGGUGGAGUUUGUGGCUUUUGGGGAUAUGGCCGAAUCGUGAUUCCUACUCGAACUUACGAUAUUUUGUCACCGUUGGUCUCAUCACCUCCGCUAUAAUACCGCAGAUGACCGAUCUGUUACAAAAUAAUUCACUAUCGAUGAACGUAAUCGAGAAUUUGUCCAGCCUUAUCCCUUGCAUACUGGUCACCAUAAAAUUGUUCAUCAUCAAAGUGAACAUGGAAAGAUUGCGCGUUUGUUUGAAAGCGAUCGAAGACGAUUGGCUCCAAGUUUGGCAACCAGAAUUUGAAAAAGAGAACCGUCAGAUAAUGACCAGACACGCUAAAAUCGGAAGGAUUUUUAACGUCGCCUGCACUAUUCUACUCUACGUUACAGCAGCCGGGUACUCCAUGUUUCGGCACACCCUGAAACGACUUUUAAACAACAUUAUGGUUGGUAUACGUCUUGCAGGUUUUUUGAGCCUUCCCUAUACCGUUCCGGAUCCUCCCGUUCAACUUUAUGAAGAAGAGAAUUCCACGGGGCUGAAUUCUACCCACAGGAGACUCCCACUCAGCGCAGUUUACUACUUCAAUCCAUACCGUUCGCCAAUUUAUGAAUUGACUUACCUGGCCCAGUGCCUCGGGAUAGUGUGUGGGGCGACUGCAAAUUUCUCAAUCGACAGUUUUCUGGCUCUUCUUGUUCUCCACUUUUGCGGACAGCUAGAAAUUCUGGGCAGAAACCUCGAACAUUAUCGCGGAGUUAUGAAGCACACCGACUCCGACCAAAUUUCCACAAGAUCUUGCUCGUGCAUGACUUGUCUAGUUGAACGACACCUAGAAAUCGUGAGGCUCUCACAAAUGAUGGAAGACUCAUUCCACGCGAUGCUGUUAUUUCAAUUGUUGCUAAACUCAAUUUUGUUUUGCUUCUUGGGAUAUCAAAUUAUCAUGAAUUUCGAGGACAGUGAAGCAGUCGGCAUCGCCACUUUCCUCAUCUUCAUGCUUACUAUGAUGUUGCAUUUAUUUCUUUACUCUUACGUUGGCGAAGAAAUUACCGACAAGAGCGAGGCUAUAGGCAACUGUGCUUACAAAGCGUCGUGGUACGAUCUGCAAACAGCGGCUUCUAAACCUCUGAUAAUGCUGAUGGCACGUUCGAAGUCUCCGUUGCACAUCACCGCAGGGAAAUUCUUCGUCAUGUCCUUAGAAAAUUAUACAGACGUAAGUAUGAAAUACUUUUUAUUGCAUCGCGAGUAUAAGUAAGAAACCCCAGGAUUUAACGAACAACCACCUAUCCCUGUUUCAUCUUUUAGAUUCUG
Athalia rosae (coleseed sawfly) is the source of this 1357-nucleotide messenger RNA. Its product is annotated as odorant receptor 49b-like. The record is from RefSeq and is a predicted model, not a curated record. Bases 9 to 1301 code for a protein of 430 amino acids. Gene Ontology annotation, biological process: detection of chemical stimulus involved in sensory perception of smell; sensory perception of smell. Lineage: Eukaryota; Metazoa; Arthropoda; Insecta; Hymenoptera; Athaliidae. Gene Ontology annotation, molecular function: odorant binding; olfactory receptor activity. The transcript has 5 exons. Gene Ontology annotation, cellular component: plasma membrane.